This is a messenger RNA of Archocentrus centrarchus (flier cichlid), 3407 nucleotides long. RefSeq names its product WD40 repeat domain 95 (gene wdr95). The coding region runs from base 182 to 3085 and encodes 967 amino acids. Gene Ontology annotation, molecular function: protein binding; calcium ion binding. The record is from RefSeq and is a predicted model, not a curated record. The transcript has 29 exons. Lineage: Eukaryota; Metazoa; Chordata; Actinopteri; Cichliformes; Cichlidae.
AGUUACCAUGGGGCCACCUGCUCUGCUCAGGUGUAAUGCACGAGUGAGUAUCAGGUGAGCUGGCGUGUGAUAUCUGACUGAUUAACGUCUGUUUGGAGGUCUAUUUGAAGAAUUGUCCAACAACUAAAAUGUGCUUUUUUUUUCCAUCAAGCUAAAGUUUAAGAUACAGGAAUGAAAAAGAAUGCCUUCGGGGAAAAAGGUUCGCUCUUCUUCAGCUUCGGGAAGAUUAGAAACUCAACAUGUGCGCAGCAUCCUCGCUGAACUGAGUGGUUUAGGGGAGAGGACAAGAAGCACCUCUGGGCCGGGAAGGCUGGCGGAGAAAGGAGAUGAUUUUUCAGUAUCCAGACGACUGAGUGACAGCGAGGACAGAAAAGAACAGCCUCAAUGGUUGGUGCAAGAGCUCCUCAAAAAGAAGAGAAGAAGACACUCAGUCACACUUGGAGAUAAGGAGCAAAUCAUAAGACAGCAACAUCACCGAAUCAAUUCAACUUGCAGCCUCAAGAUUGAUGAGAAGAUAUCACUCGAGAGCCUCCAGAAACUGAAACUAGCAUUUGAGGAAUUUGAAUCGGUUGGCUCGAGAUUCAUUGAUGGGAGGAAAUUUGGAUGUAUCGUGAGGAAGUGUCUGGGUUUGCCUAACACAACCUACGCAGAGAUUCAAGGAUUAUUUAAGAAGAUUGAUUAUUCAGGCAAAGGAGCAAUUUCAUGGGGUGAGUUCUGCUCACACGUGCUGCAGCAGUAUAAAGAGAAGGAGGAAACUGCAAGACGCAACAAGCAGGUGGCUUUCACUCUGCCAGCCACCAUUAAUGCCUUGGGUCACGGGAUUCCUAUUGUCAACAUUCAUUCCACCCAUGAUGGCACCAUAGUAACAGUGCGAGAAGACGGGCGUGCCUGCUGCUGGAGCCCUGAACUUAAAUCCCAGAAGACCAAACACCUGUUUAAUGAAGGUCCUACUAAUAUAAAGUCCAAAUGGGCGAGUGAUUUCGCUCUGAUGACAGAGUACAACAAGCUGAUCAUCGGGACGGGAGACAGAGAGCUCAAGCUUUAUGAGCUUUCCUCUCUGGAGCCUUAUUGUCAGAUCAGUGCACUGGAAACAAUACCUCUGACAUUAGAUUACAGCUACACUGGCCCAGAUAAAUGCUGCGUUCUGUAUGGAGACUCUGAAGGAUGUGUGACUGUCAUUUUAAUAUCCUCUGCUGAAGAUACCUUCAGGUUGUGGAGUAAACUACCAAAGACCGAAACUAUAGCUAACAUAGCAGUUGACAAUGCAGCGCUUUCUCCAAAUGUGGCAUUUGUUAGAUGGAAGGUUCAUCAUGACUGGGUGACACAGGUUAAAUAUUUUCACAGUCUUCAAGCUGUUGUCUCCUCAUCGAAUGAAGAAUCUUCUUCUCUUGUUGUAGGCUGCAUGUUGCCUUUAACAGAUGCUCAGCUACAGCUGAACGAGAUUAAAGAGUUCUGCUACGAAGGUAAAAGCAAAAAGACCCAACUGAGCUGGACACCGCAGGUCCGUGCGUCAUGUGAUCAGACCGUCUUCACAAUCUACAAAGGUGUCAAGACCUUUGACCUCUGUCAGAAGCACAGUUUGCUGGUUACUGGAGGUUUGGACAAACUCAUACGCCUGUGGAACCCACGUUAUUCCAGGAAACCAACUGGCAUUUUGAAGGGCCACUCUGCUCCCAUCGUCUCCAUCUGCAUCUCCUCAGAAGACAGUCAGAUCUUCUCUGUCUCCACAGACUGCACUGUGAAAAUUUGGCAUCUUCAGGAUCAGUGCUGCCUGUUUACAGCAGACCCCAAAGCAAGCGGGAUUCAUGGUGAUAUAUCUGCAUGCGCGUACUCCCCUUCAAUGAAGUGUCUGUAUAUUGCAGCGGACUGCAUGACUAUGCUUCCUCUGAAGUUAAGGCAAAGGCUUCACCGUCGUUUCACUGUUUCUCAUAAUGAGCCUGUUUUGUGCUGCGGCUACAGUGAGGAGUUUCGUCAGGUAGUCACCUGCACUGAGGGAUCUGUGGUGAGAGUCUGGGAUUUAGACACCGGGCGUCAGGUUUUUGAGUUUGGUGGCACACAUGAACUGUCCUCCAUCACAUGCAUGGCAUUGGAUCCCAAAGGGAGGAGACUUGUCACCGCUGGAAGAGAUGGGUGUUUAAAGAUCUGGAACUUCAGCAGUGGUCUGUGCCUGAAGACAUUAAAGAAGGAUGGUGAAUGUCACGAGGUGUGUGACUGCAUCUUUCUCCAAGUCCACGGGAAUUUCUAUGUGAUGUCAGUCGGAAGGGACCGGAAGAUUGACAUUUACCCGGACACACCCGAGGACCUUCAUCAUGUCCAGAGGCCACAGCCGUUGUGGCAGGAUGAUCUGAAAAAUGGCCAUAAGGAUGACAUACUCUGCGUGGCGCAGUGUCCCCCGUCUCUUGUGGCCACUGGCGGCUACGAUGGCGAGAUUAUAGUGUGGAACGUGGUUUCUGGACGAGUGCAGUGUCGAUUUGUCAGUCCCCUUGUUAAAGGUCUGGACACCAGUGUUCCAAGCAUAAUUUUCCUCAACGACUCCUCGACUACAGCUCUCCUGUCAUCUGGAGCCGAAGGCUGUGUAAAUCUCUGGAAUGUGCUCGGCGGAGGAAAGUUUGUGAGCAGCUUCAAAGCUUCUAAAUUUCAACAAAAGAUAACGAAACUGGCCAAAACAGAGGAGGAUGUGCUGCUGUACACGGCUGACAGAACUGGUUACAUCUAUGUUUACAGCACGGAGAAGCUCGACCCUGAGAGGAGAUCACUGAGAGCUGAAACCUUUUGGCGUGCCCACACCAACACAGUUACUGGCCUGCACCUUGUUGACAAUGAUCAAGUGGUGCUUACCUCAUCCACUGACCACACGGUGCGUCUUUGGAGUGCACAAGGAGAAUUCAUAGGGACCUUUGGGCAGCCCGAGAGCUGGAGCGUUCACAUCCCUUCGUCCUGGAUCCAUCCUGGUGUCCCCUUUGAGGUUCUCAUUGAUCCCCUGAGUAUGCCACAUCAUGAAAUUCUGAAUGCAAAAACAGGUCUAUCUGAAGCAAUCAAUCCCGGCACGACUGAGGAGGAAAGAGGGGAACUAAAGACUUUGUGAUGAAAUCGUCAGGCAUACUAACAAGCUAUCGAGCUGCUCCGCUCUGAAAUGCUUUGAUGCUGUGGCGCCACCAACCACCGGCAAACCACCUGACCCCUCCCUCACCUCUAUUGAUCCUAUCAUAAGCAGCGCUGAGGAACUGAGUCAACUGGGAAAAAAAAAAAAAGAUGAAACUGUAUUGAUCAUUAUUGGGAAACUGGGUCAUCGCAGCAUCCAAUACUUUUAAAGAUAAAGCAUGGAAAAAUGCCAGAGAAUGAAAUAACAGCUAGAAUUUAAGCUGUAUGUAAUCACACACAGUCGGCUUUCUCAUCAGGGAAAUAAA